CCCCAUCCCCAUCCCCUCCCAAUAAAACCCAACAAGAACCAAAUCAAACGAAAACCGAAAACCGAAAACCAACAAAACCAUGAACUCACCAACAACAACAACAACAAACAACAAAAACAAAAGACCAACAAGCUCAUCACUCAUCAGUCCAAAGGAUCUCAUCGCACUCGAACUACCUAUCUGGACCACUCCCCAUCCAUCACCAUCACUAGAACACCAGCAUCAUCACUCACCAACCAACAACAAACGACUCUCACUCACCUCAAUCAACAAACCAAUCUUCAGAAAGAGCUGGAACCCAACACCCCCAACCAGUCUCACCCAACUAGAGAUCAAAGGAAUCGAAGAACUAGGCGUCAAAUUCAUCGACCCACCCCACUCAAACUCAUCCCUCAACCGAUCCAGCUCACACAAUGGUACCAUCCAUCGAGUACCAUCCACCAGAAGGAACUCAACUACCACCAAACGACGCAAAUCUCUCAAACUCAAUCUACCUACCACUACCACCACCACCACCACCAGCACUGCUGAAAGCACGCUCCAACCAAUCGGAAUCUCAUCCGAUCAACUAUUAAAACUCAUCUCCAACUCAAAAGAACAGCCCAUCCUAGUCAUCGAUCUCAGAAGCUUAAACACCUACCUCGGUCCUAACGGUCGACUAAAAGGUUCCAUAAACGUCAACUUCCCUUCACUCUUGAUCAAACGAUUCCGGAAAGGUACCCCGAGGGACUUCCAACUCAAUCCAUUCAUCACCACCGAGGCUGGCAAACGCUAUUACUCAAAACUAGAAAAGAGCUUCCAACAAUCGAACGACGACUCCUCAGGCUCAUCCUCAGUACUCAGCCAACUAGAUAUCUGUGUGAUUGAUGAUCAACUGGUAGACGAACUAGUCCACCCACCACCAUCCACCUCUUCUCACCUCCCCAAAACAACCAACUCAUUCGGAAGGAUCUUCCUCGACGUACUCAGUAACCUCUUCAGCCAACGUCAUCGUACCUCCGGUCUCUUUUUCCUCACUGAGAGCUUUGAAUCACUGAGCCAAAACCCAGACGCACAUCAUUCUCUCCUCCUCGGUGAACCUCAUCGACCUGAAAGAAGCUCACAGGAGGGCACCUGUCCCCUCGAUCGCAGUCAUCACUCAAUACAUCAUACUAGUAGUCUAACUUCAACUCUGACCACCACCACAACCACCACCACCACCACAACAACAACAACAACCACAACAAUAUCCUCUGGACCACAGGGACUCCUACGCUUACGACCCAGUGCCCCAGUAAGAUCGCUGCCAUCCAUCGACCAGGACAACAACUUGACCCGCGAACAGACACAGCAGCCUGGUUCUGCUGCUUGCUCCCCAGGACUAUCGACCUCGCUAGUUGUCAGCGAGCCAGUCCCUUCCAAGACUAAGCCACCCAAGCUGCGCCGCAUCGACACCUCCGAGUCCUUCCUCAGCGCACCUCGGUCCACCGCCAGUCUUGCACUGAGCGCCAAAAACUCACUCGCCCAGCUAAAGAUCGACCAUCUCUCCAUCACCUGUUCCUCUACCUACUCCGCCUCCCACCCCAGCACCUCUCGCGAGCCUCACGAACAUCCUCCUACUCCAUCGACCCACUCGACUAGACCCCAUGUGACGUUCAGCGACCAGAUCCUGUCCACCACCCAACCAGCGACCAGUCGACUGACAUCAUCAGCCGAAAGAUCUCAGGACCGGUCACCAUGUUCGCCUAAUACGGACCCAGAGAUCAACUUCAAAGUCUCAACGAUUAUCCCUUCCUUCCUUUACUUGGGUCCCGAACCCUCCAAGGAGACCGACUUCGCCGAACUCAAACGGCUCGGAAUCCAGCGGAUCCUAAAUACCGCACUCGAAUGCGUCGAUGAGGAGGAGCUCGUUCGUGAUCGCUAUCCGUUCGUUCGCAAAUACUUCCUCAUCCCAUUGCGUGAUUUUGUGGAAGAAACAGGGGUACAGAAAGGGAUUGAACAAGCUAAUCGAAUCCUCAAUGAUGCGUUCUUACAUUCAGCACCGACUUAUGUUCAUUGUAAGGCCGGAAAAUCCCGGUCGGUGACGAUCGUCUUGGCUUAUCUGAUCCAUCGGUAUCGAUGGAGCUUGAAGAAAUCCUAUGCACAUGUUUCGGAACGACGACAAGGGAUCUGUCCAAAUAUCGGGUUCUUGGCGGAGUUGAUGAACUUUGAACAACGAGAGCUUGGCUCCAAGUCACAUUCGAUCCUGGGACCCAACCGAGCCAGUCGAGCGGGAGAAGGGCCGCUUCUAAGUCACAAGAAGAGUGCACGCUCGGUCUCGCACCACUACCCCUCCUCUUCCUCCUCGAGCGGCUUUUGUAUGAGCACGGCGAUGUCGACGACGAGAAGUCAAGUGGCCUCGCCGGGCCAGAUCGAUGAAGGCUCGGUCCCGGACGACCAUCAUUACGGACCCUCGGGCUCCUUUGCGACCUACUCCUUGGUCGGCAAAGGACCCCCUCCUUCCUCCGUUCUCCAUCAUUCUCAUCAUCAUCAUCAUCCGAGUAAGGCUUUCUCCGUCGACCUCGAUCACUCCCCUCAUAGGUUCCGAGUCCGCUCACUCGCCCUCGCUUCUAAAAACGAGUUCUUCUUCAACUCGUCCGAGUCCGUGCCUUCCGACUCUCUCGAUCCUUCCACAGUUUCGGUCCCCGUCCCCCUACAUUCCUCCUCUUCUGAGCACAGACUCACCGAUCUUGCUGCCACUACUGCGGCCGCUGCUUCGUCUGCUAUCACUACCUCUCUCUCUUCUGAUCAUAUUCGCAAUCUGCAUUCUCUCUCCCCUUGAUCGUCCCUCUAUCCAUCCCCCCCCCCCAUUUCUGAUUCUUCGUUGGAAUCUCCUUUGCGCCCAUAACUUCUCAACUUGUUCUU
Puccinia graminis f. sp. tritici CRL 75-36-700-3 is the source of this 2883-nucleotide messenger RNA. RefSeq lists its product as uncharacterized. Gene Ontology annotation, cellular component: cytoplasm. Gene Ontology annotation, biological process: protein dephosphorylation; negative regulation of MAPK cascade. The record is from RefSeq and is a predicted model, not a curated record. Bases 80 to 2800 code for a protein of 906 amino acids. Gene Ontology annotation, molecular function: protein tyrosine/threonine phosphatase activity; MAP kinase tyrosine/serine/threonine phosphatase activity. NCBI's taxonomy places the organism in Eukaryota, Fungi, Basidiomycota, Pucciniomycetes, Pucciniales, Pucciniaceae. The transcript has 5 exons.